Molecule: messenger RNA, 1440 nt
Organism: Gracilinanus agilis (Agile Gracile Mouse Opossum)
Lineage: Eukaryota; Metazoa; Chordata; Mammalia; Didelphimorphia; Didelphidae
Product: ubiquitin-conjugating enzyme E2 E1-like
Exons: 5
Coding region: 1-759 (252 amino acids)
Biological process (GO): protein polyubiquitination
Cellular component (GO): nucleus
Molecular function (GO): ubiquitin conjugating enzyme activity
Source: RefSeq, a predicted model, not a curated record
AUGUGCCAGAAGUACCGAAGGUGCUCAGCCCAGAGCCCCCUGGACAGCCCUGGAGCCUUGGACGAAACUUCUCCGGCCGCUCUUGGGCCACAUUUAGAGUGGCUGCCAGGAGGAGGGGGCACCCUGGUGACGGGCUCUGGAGGCAGCGUGUGGGCUGUGAUCCCACUGGGUUCUGGGGUUCCCCGUGUUGGACCCAACCUGCGGCCUCUCAAGCUUUCCCCCUUGUCUUUCUGUCCGUCCGCCACCGCCUCUGACGCGCCCUCUUGUUCGCCGCCACAUCCCUGCAGGCUCUCGGCCCGCCUCGGCCUCCCCUCCAUGGGACGCGCCACAGCCAGGAUGGGGUUUGCCAUUCGAGGGCUCGUAGAAGCACAACCGAAGACUGCCGGGCCCAAAGGCGACAACAUCUACGAAUGGAGGUCGACGAUUCUGGGGCCUCCGGGGUCGGUCUAUGAGGGCGGCGUGUUCUUCCUGGACAUCACCUUUACGCCCGAAUACCCCUUCAAGCCUCCCAAGGUGACGUUCCGGACAAGAAUCUAUCACUGCAACAUCAACAGCCAGGGGGUGAUCUGCUUGGACAUCCUGAAGGACAACUGGAGCCCGGCCCUCACCAUCUCCAAAGUGCUUCUCUCCAUCUGCUCCCUGCUCACUGACUGCAACCCUGCCGACCCCCUGGUGGGCAGUAUUGCCACUCAGUACAUGACCAACAGAGCGGAACACGACAGAAUGGCCCGGCAGUGGACCAAGAGAUACGCGACCUAGACGGGGCUCCGCGGCCGGCCGGACGUUCUGUCUGAUGGAAAGAGCUGCUGAUGAUUUUGAGGGGGGGGCGGGAGUGAGAAAGAGGAGGGUAUUUCUAUAACAGAUUUUAUUCAGUCUUUUAUUUCUUCCUAAGAUUUUGUUGUUGUCACUUAAGGUAUCUUGCUACGGUAGACAGUUAGAAUUGGGAAUAGCAUCUUGGGAGACUGUCGUAGUCCUGCGGUCUUAGCUCAGAGGACGGAAGCGCACGCUGGGCCGGGGCUCGUGGCGCCAAGAUGGAGACCAACAGCUUCCUCUGUCCAGGGCGCCCGCCGUGCACGCCGCGUCCUUCCCAGACUGCCUUCUUUCCUUUGCUUUGCUUUCUUUUUUUGUAAAAAGAUGUUGGUUUUCCCCCGAGAGGGGACGUUGCUAUUUAACAAUUCCUUUUUAGACCGUCAUCUCAUGCUGUAUAACGUGGACGUGUGAAGCCCGACGCCAUCAAGGACGGCCGUCGAGGCCGUGUUUCAUUUUCUGGCCGAGCUGCGUCGGCGCAAGAGGAGCCUGUAGUGAAAUACCUUAAGCUGUUACUGUAAGGCGUGGACUAGGAGUCGCUCGGUGGAUUGGUUGGUUCUAUGUUGUGGGCUACUUGAGUCUGCAUUUGUUACUGUGCUAAUAAAAGCUAUUAAAAAAGGCUGCACCCUCGGG